This is a messenger RNA of Zootermopsis nevadensis, 4002 nucleotides long. Its product is annotated as secretin receptor. Lineage: Eukaryota; Metazoa; Arthropoda; Insecta; Blattodea; Termopsidae. Gene Ontology annotation, cellular component: plasma membrane. Gene Ontology annotation, molecular function: peptide hormone binding; G protein-coupled peptide receptor activity. Gene Ontology annotation, biological process: cell surface receptor signaling pathway; adenylate cyclase-modulating G protein-coupled receptor signaling pathway. The record is from RefSeq and is a predicted model, not a curated record.
UUCAAUGGUUGUGUUACAAAUCGUGAAGUACAGCACAUAGCCACUUGUAUCGUCCUGCACUGCAAAACCGAAAUUGUUCUACAAGAAAUAACCAAGAUAAUGGAAAGGCUCCACGUGCUGAGUCCGGAGGAACAAGUGAAGUGGCUGAAUUCCAAAGAGGAAGCGUGCUUAAGUGGCAUAUCGAACAAUUUGACCGCAACUCCAGGGGUCGGGCCGCUCUGCCCCCAAGUGUGGGACGGGAUCAUGUGCUGGCCGCCUACUCCAGCCGGGAAGACCCACGAGCAGGCGUGCGCCGAGUACUUCGCCGGCUUCGAUCACCAGGCGAACGCAUCGAAACUGUGUCUGUCGAGAGGGGAGUGGUUCAAAGACGAGAAAAAUACAACCUGGACGAACUACAGCCUCUGCUUCUCCUUCCCGACCAUCACUGUACCUGUGAACUUCAGCGAAGUCGACAGCAAUCCUCUCAUUUCGGGGUACUUCCCCGCCCUGAAGACAAUCGCCCAAGUGGGGUACGCCGUGUCGCUCAGCACGCUGGUCAUCGCGUUCUGCGUCCUGGCCUCCAUAAAGAAGCUGCGCUGUCCCCGCAACAUGCUGCAUCUUCACCUGUUCGUGUCCUUCAUAAUGCGCGCUUUCAUGGCUCUCCUGAAGGACGUUCUGUUCGUCGGGGGAGUCGGCUUGCGUAUGGACGUCGUAGAAAAGAACGGCUCGUCGUAUUUCUAUGACCAGGACAAUUUGCUGUGCAAGACAGUGACGACUGUAUGGCAAUAUUGCAUCAUGGCCAACUACUCCUGGAUCCUUAUGGAGGGACUGUACCUCCAUAAUCUCAUCUUCCUGGCUCUGUUCUCCGACACCAGCGCCAUCAAUUUGUACGUCCUGCUCGGCUGGGGGCUUCCAGCUUUGUUUGUGCUUCCGUGGGUUGUGGGACGCAUCUUCUUGGAGGACACGCUUUGUUGGACCACUAACACAAGCAAGCUACUAUUCCUCCUCAUCCGAGGGCCCACGACCUUUUCCAUACUUCUGAACUUCAUUCUGUUCGUGAACAUUGUCCGCGUGCUGCUCCUCAAGCUCAGAGCGUCCGUGUGUGAUGAAACCAGAACGUACAGGCGGUGGGCAAAGUCUACACUAGUGCUGGUCCCUCUGUUUGGAGUACACUACACGGUGUUCCUGGGGAUGAGCUACAGUAUCGGCGUGCAUCCAGGUGUUGAGAUAGCCUGGCUGUUCUGUGACCAGCUGUUUGCUUCGUUCCAGGGUUUCUUCGUUGCCAUCCUGUACUGCUUCCUGAAUGGUGAGGUCCAAGCUGAGCUUAAACGCCAGUGGUUACAUUCCGGUAACUUGCGAGGUGUUUGCUGCAGGCCACUGCGGCCUGGACGCUGUUACUCCACCACUGACUGCUCAUCCGUCAGCAUGGGUCCUGCCAGCGCCAGUGGUAGGAAGCUGCGUCAGAGUGGCAAACGCCUCUCUACGUCCUUUGUAGGCAUCAACCCCAAUUCACGUGACACCAGUGCCCCUAAUGCUUCCGAAGCAACAGCUGCCCUGGGAUUCAAUAGCAGGUGGUCACCAUUAGAAUGUAAGCUGCCUGAGUGCCACAUUGAGAUGGGAAACAUCAACACCCAUUAAAAAUCAACGCACAGACUGAUUGAAUUCCACUGCCAUGGCUUCAGUUGGCAAGUGAAAUUGUUUCUUUUGUAGUAAUAUUUCGUGUUAUAUUUCAGGCUACUGAAUUAGUCACAGAUUUGUAGCGUGUCCCUUUCAGGUGUCUGCAGUGCAAAGUUUACUUACUUUUAUUAGCUAAACCCGUUCCAUGUGACUUGAAACUAAUGUCGCCAGUUGGAUCAUGCAGUAAAGUGGUUAGUGUUUUUUAGUUGAAUUCCAGGAUAGAAUUUCAGUCACACCUUUUUAUUGAAUUUCUCAGUCUCUUUCCAUUGAAUGUAAUUUCCUCACUGUCCUUUCUUGUACCGAGUUCAAAAUCCUAAGUCGGCACAAAAUAAAUUCUAAAGUUGAUACAGUGUCAUCAAAUAAACUACAAAGUUAAUUACACACAUUUCUGAAAAUACUCACAUUAUCAAUAAGAAGUAGGUUACCACAUAUGAAUAUUGAAUUUUCCAGUCCUCUUUCUGCUGGAGAGAUUUCAAUGUGUCCAAAGUUCGUCUUUUCUUAUAUAAUUUUUUUUCCAUAUAUUAACUGUGUACAUAAUUUGAAAAAUAAAGUUCCAAGCCCACAUGUUUCUUAUCUUAAUAAAUAUAUGAUGAAAACAUGUAAAGAUAAAAUAAUAUUCCGUUCUUAAAUUUAGAAUGGGCAAAUCAUAAAAAUUUAAGCUUUCAAUUUCUGACUAUUUCUUUGUUUGUGGACUCAUGUGUCUAUUGGAAUAGCCAUAUAUAUAGUUCCAUGUAUUCGUUAAAGGAUGGAAGAAUGUUUAUGUUCAUGUUGCUAAAGAGUGUUAUGCCGUGUUGGCUGGAGAGGAAAGAAUUCAAGUUUCUGUCAUUAAUGUGGUAUUGAAUUCUUCAUUGAACAUUGAACAUUGAAAGCUCUUCUAUGAUCAAAUGUAAGAAUUGUUUAGUCAGUGUUUAUGUUAUGUGGAUUUGAUUCUCAGUUUCCUGACAAGUAUUUUGUGUGAAGAUUUCCGUCUUCUGGGUUGUUGCGCUGUGUAGUAUGACCUCUGAAACGUUGGUUAACAUCGACCAGACUACACGCCGCAACAACCCAGAAGACGGAAAUCUUCAUACUCACCGCUGUGAAAACCUGAAAUCCUACAAGUAUUUUGCAGUUUUUCUCAGGUCCUGUAAAUGUUUGGUGAGCCCCUUAAAACCAGUCCCUUCCGCAUCCUUCUGAGUAUCCUUAUAUUUAAGUGUGAAAUUUAGUGCUCAUCAUUAAAGAAAAAGAUACUUGAUAUAGUGAAUUAAAAAUAAAAAACCCAGCAGAAUUUUUCAAAAAGCUUCAUGAUGGAGUGUGAAGUGUUGGGUGCAGUUUAAUAAUUAUAACUUGCAAGCAUGAACAGGUUUUUUUUGUGGCUCUCGAUUUCACGAAGGCUGUUAAGAAUUCAUCUCCAAGUCAGGGGAAAUCUAAUAUAUUUAUCGUUGCGACAAUGAAGAGAAAGUCAGUAGUCAAGGAGUUAAAAAGCGGGAACAACAGGGCCUUUCAAUCUUAGUAUGAUCUUGUGGGUUACGAGUCUAAGGAAAGUCUUUCUAGCUGCAGAUGUUAUACAUAACAUGCAUUAAAGUCACUCCAUGAUUUAAGAACAAUAUUUUUUUUUAAAAAAAAAUUUAAUCCAUGUCCGAAAAUGGGAAUUGUUGUCAUCAUGUUACAUUGUCAAACAUCUGUGAUGAUUAAACUCGCAAUUUUUUUUUUUUUGUAAAUAUUAACGUUCUCUUGACAAAGUUCAAAUACAAAGAUGUGAGUUUAUAGAAACCAUUCUGUGGGCAUGAAAGACCUGUUUAUCUCAUAAUAGUGUAUGAACCAAACAUAUAUCAGUGUUGCUAGUAAUUUUAUUGUGAAACGCAAUUUAAUAUUCAUAAAUCAGAAACAAGGUUUUGUAAAUAAAUUUAUCUGUUAUACUUAUAUUGUGCUGAUUUUUUUUUUUAGUCUCUUAGGGAAAUGUACAUACACUGGUUUUUUUGUCAGCAUAUAUUAUGUGUGUAGGAGCUGGGAUAGCUCAGUCAGUAUAGUGACUAGCUAUGGGCUGGAUGACUGGGGUUCAAUCCCUGAUGAUGGCAGAGGGUUUUUACUCUGCGUCCAGACCGGCUCUAGAGCCCACCCAGCCUCCUAUCCGCUGGGUGCCGGGGUCAAGAAUGAGUAGGAGCAAUACCUCCUCUCCCCCCAAGCGCCUACAUGGCGUUUAGUGGGACAAAAUUUACUUUAUGUGUGUACUAUCCUGUAAGUGUAAUAAUUUUGAUGGAAGUCCAUACUUUGCUGGUUUAAUCCAUUUGUCUGGAUAUUUGUGAUCGCGGGAAUAAAAGUAUAAUUUUAAGAAAUGUGUGUUAUAUAAAUAUAUCUUAUUUGUAAGUA